Pelodiscus sinensis (Chinese soft-shelled turtle) is the source of this 2911-nucleotide messenger RNA. NCBI's taxonomy places the organism in Eukaryota, Metazoa, Chordata, Testudines, Trionychidae. The record is from RefSeq and is a predicted model, not a curated record.
UGACUUAGUCCAGCUUCUGGGGAGUGCCAGAUAAAACUAACUUCACAAUGAAAACCAUAAGCCUUAAUCACUGAAUGCUGCCCCCAGGCUGCUCUGGAGAGGAGGCCCAGAAGGGCUGUGAUGCAGAGGUGGCUGGUCUGACAUGAUGGCUCUCUGCUUUCAGCUGGGAAGGUGCCGGAGCGUGAAGGAGUUUGAGAAGCUGAAUCGAAUUGGGGAAGGGACCUAUGGCAUCGUGUACCGUGCUCGAGAUACCCAGACGGAUGAGAUUGUGGCACUAAAGAAGGUGCGGAUGGACAAGGAGAAAGAUGGAAUCCCCAUCAGCAGCCUGCGGGAAAUCACCCUGCUUCUGAAGCUACGGCACCCCAAUAUCGUGGAGUUGAAGGAGGUUGUUGUGGGAAACCAUCUGGAGAGUAUUUUCCUGGUGAUGGGUUACUGUGAACAGGAUCUCGCCAGCCUUCUCGAGAACAUGCAGACGCCCUUUUCUGAGGCGCAGGUGAAGUGUAUCAUCUUACAGGUACUCAAGGGCCUUCAGUAUCUUCAUGAGAACUUCAUCAUCCAUAGGGAUCUAAAAGUGUCUAACCUGCUCAUGACUGACAAAGGCUGCGUGAAGAUAGCGGAUUUUGGGCUAGCUCGGGCUCAUGGGGUACCACUAAAACCAAUGACGCCUAAAGUCGUCACCCUCUGGUACCGAGCCCCGGAGCUGCUGCUGGGAACGACAACCCAGACCACGGGCAUAGAUAUGUGGGCAGUGGGAUGUAUCCUCGCGGAAUUGCUGGCCCACAAGCCAUUACUCCCAGGCAGCUCGGAGAUCCAGCAGAUCGACCUGAUAGUGCAGCUGCUAGGGACGCCCAAUGAAAACAUCUGGCCGGGCUUUUCCAAGCUGCCCCUGGUGAGCCAGUACACCCUGCGGAAACAGCCGUACAACAACCUCAAGCACAAGUUUCCGUGGCUGUCGGAGGCUGGGCUGCGCCUGCUCAACUUCCUCUUCAUGUACGACCCCAAGAAGAGGGCGACGGCAGGAGACUGCCUGGAGAGCUCCUACUUCAAAGAAAAGCCCUUGCCCUGUGAGCCGGAGCUCAUGCCCACCUUCCCCCACCAUCGCAACAAGAGAGCUGCUCCCGGCGGCGCGGAGAGCCAGGCCAAGCGCAGCAAGCCCUGAGGCGGCACAUCCCGCCGGGCUUCAAAGCUGCGGGAACAUCCAAAGCGGAGGAUGGGAAGGUGCUGGGAGCGGAUGGAGGAUUUGUAAGCAGCUGCUGCGGGACCCCAAGCGGACGCACCACAAGCUUCUCUUGCCCUGUCGGUAUUCUCAGGCUGGGAGGUCCAGCGCUGCCUCGGAGAAGGAGGUGGUUCCCCGAACUCCCGUUCAAAUGCAGCUGCUGGAGACGUGCUCUAGGGACAGGCUGGUCUGUCUUCUUUGUACCAGGGCAGAGGCCGUAUUAAUCCUGCACCCUCCUCCACCCACGGACGGUCACAUCCUUCAUAGCGGCUGGCUUAUCACCAGGCCCGGGAGCUGGAUCCUGCUUGCAGGCAGAAGCCCCAAGGAAAGGGCAGCAUCUGAACACAUUCCUAUGGGCAGCGAGAGACAAGGAGGGCCAGCCAACCACAGAUGGCUGCUGGGUUGUUACAAGCUGGAACAGGGCUGGGCAAAUCAGGCCUGGGGGCUGGAUCCAGCCUGCCAAGCAUUUCUCUCUGGCCUGCCCAGCUGAUUAGUAGAGCAUGCAUGCUUACAGCUGGCAGCCUGCGUCCAGCUGUUCUCUCCCCCCCCCCACCUUGCUCUGUCCCUCAGCCCAGCUGCUCCCAGGAUUCUCCUGCAAUUUCAGGGAGCGCUGAAGUCAGGGUGUCCCCCGGCCUGCCAUCUCUGCAGAGCAAGGGGGGCCACAGUAGAGCUGCUCUGGGCUGACGCAUGGAUGGUAAGUGACUCGGGAGGUUUCCCUUUGAGACAGCCCGUGACUUCUCUCGGAAUCGUACCCAGCAGCAGCCAGUGCACGCGCGCUGUGUCACUCACACGCACAUUGUCUCUUUCACACUCACACUUCGUCUCUCUCUACCCCCAGCGACCACGUGCCACAAUCCCCCCUCCCUCAUGAUAAUUGUCCCACCUGAGCUGGAAGCUGCACGUUGGGCAUUGCCCCGCUCCCCGUGCACACUGGCCCUUGGUUCUUUGUUCCUUGUGGUUACUCAAUAAAAGGGGUUUAGUGUCUCCUGGCCAGCUGGCUUGUUAAUCCCAGGCGGGACUGGCUGCCCUUCAUGUAGCGUUGCUCAGCCAGAGCGGGCCCCUUGGGUGGAGGGGGAGAGCAGAGUCCUGGAAGCACAGUCCGGCAGCCUGAGAUCUCCCCCCACUGAGCAGCUGGAGCCUCAGGGAUAGGCAGCCCCCGCUGCAGGUGAGGGGCAGGACUUCCUGCGCUCCCUCGGCCAGUGCACUCUAGCACUAUCACUGCCUCCCGCACUGCCACCUGCCUUAAUUCCACCCCUGCAGGGGCCUGAGUGCACCCCGGCUAGGCUUGUGGUCCUGUGACUGCGCCCACCACAUAGACAACACAGCUUCCCCCUACCACGCAUCUCCUGGAGCACCUCAACAAGAGUGCCACCCCACUAAGGGCAUGACAGCCUGAAGCAAGAUGGGCAGGUGGAACCAGCGGGCAGGGGCUGAGCCAACGCUGCUGCGCCUGGCUCCCCCCCCUCUCCUGAAGCCAGAAUACUGGGCUAGCAAGCAACACUUUAUUAGGUAAGAGUGGAGGUGCCAGACACAGCUGGUUGGUGUGAGUAGAGCAGACAUGGGGUGAGGGGCCAGUGGGAGCAGAGGUGGGAAGGGGGCCUUACCCAGCCGAAAGGGCGGGGUGCCAUGCCCCUGUGCACUUCCCUUCCCCGGGAAGAUACAGAACCCAUCACCAUUGGAUAUGGCCUGGAGCAG